GUGAAAGACAAUGUCUGAACAUGCGCAAUUUAACCAAUACAAAAACAAGGCGGGUGCGCGUCGCGUCGCGAGCUCCGACCUGUCACUUGGUUUGCAGGACAGUUAAGAGAAAUUGAAACAUGCAGUUCUACACACAACUGUUUACCUCCAACCGUGGGACUCUGGCCAGGAUCUGGCUAGCUUGUCACUGGGAGAAGAAAAUUACCAAAGCUCAUGUGUUUGAAUGUAACUUAGAGACGACCAUCCAAGAUAUAAUUUGCCCUCAGAUAAAGAUUGGCUUGAGAACAUCAGGACAUCUGCUUCUUGGAGUGGUGCGAAUUUAUUCACGGAAAGCCAAGUAUCUUCUAGCAGACUGCAGUGAAGCUGUGGUCAACAUCAAAGUUGCCUUUCGGCCAGGUCAACUUGACUUGCCUGAAGAUGGUAGGGAAGCCCGGUUAAGAUCCAUUACACUCCCAGAAGACUUCACUGACUUUGAUUCUGAACUGCCUGACCCAAAGAUGUUUGAGGACAUAGUUGAUAUCUCCUUGAACCAGAGUCGCAUUGAGGAGAUAACACUCAGGGAAGAUUUCGGGGGAUUCCCUCUCAUGAUGGACAACUUCAGCAGCAGAUCUUUAGGGGAGAGGGAGUCAGAGUUUGAGGGGUUUGGUGACGAAGGGAUGGAGAACACCUUGCUUGAUUUUAUGAUAGAGGCCAGUAAGGAUGGAUUCACAGAUAUUUUUGACUCAUAUCAUGAGGUCCCAAUGACUCCACCUCCAACGGCCAUCGAUGCGGGUUCAAAUGAUUUGGAGGUGCAAGUUGAACCCUGUAGUCCCCAUGCACCCACUGUUGUAUCUGUCGGUACAAUGAACGAGACGGUUCUGGUGGAGAAUGAGGCAGAGUUCUUCGCUCUUGAGCCAGUUCCAAUGACACCGACUCUGGAGAAGAAGAAAGGGAAGAAGAAGAGGAGGCUGAUGGUGGACGCGAGGAAGGAACUGACCAAUGAGGAAAUGAGGCACAUGCUGCAGGAAUCCGAUGAUCUCACAGCAGCCCUGGACCUGGCCCCGCCUACCCGACAGCUGAUGGAAUGGAAGAGCAGCGGAGCGGUAGAAUGGCUUUUCAGACAUUACUGCCUCCCGGCUGUGUACCAUCCAGACCUGCUGCAGAUAUUCCCUAGAGACGUGUUUCCCCGGAAACCACCGUCAGAGGAGGUGGGUGAGGAGAGUGACCCAGAGAGGAUGAGGAACCAGCAUCAAGAGGAAGUGAGUGAGGCGUCCAUCUUCCCCACGGAGGAGCCCAGUCUGCUGCAGGAGUCUGCGGACCAGAGCAAAGUGUCGCCGCCACCAAUUGAAGAGGAGCUGGAGGAACCCAGCAUCGUCCACCUGCCCUCCAGUGAACAUAGAGACAACGUGUUCUCCCCACCUGAUCCUGUGUCGGAGGACUCUUUGCUGGUCCAUGCGUCUGGUGUGGACGGAGAAAUGCCAUCCUCAGUGACACCAACACCCAAAAGUCAGUUGGAUCAGAACAGUGAAGACAUGGAAGAGAAGAGGCUUACGAGCCGAGCUCAGAGACUCCUCCAGGCCCUCAAAGGUCGUGACCCGCGGCCCAACGCCAUGUUCAGCCUGCAGGAGCUGUGUCAGGGAAGCUCCCGCUCAGAGGUGGCCGCCAUGUUCUUCUCCCUGCUGGUGCUGAGGAAGCAGGGUGCCCUGGACCUGCACCAGAGCGCCCCCUACAGUGAGAUCAUCGCCACACCAGGGCCGCGCUUUACAGCCUUCUAGGAAGUGGAUGGAGGGUACGGGACAAAAGAGAAAUGUAUUUAUUGUUUGUUUACUAUG
Molecule: messenger RNA, 1811 nt
Organism: Alosa sapidissima (American shad)
Lineage: Eukaryota; Metazoa; Chordata; Actinopteri; Clupeiformes; Clupeidae
Gene: rad21l1
Product: RAD21 cohesin complex component like 1
Exons: 14
Coding region: 120-1754 (544 amino acids)
Biological process (GO): replication-born double-strand break repair via sister chromatid exchange; synaptonemal complex assembly; mitotic sister chromatid cohesion
Cellular component (GO): cohesin complex; synaptonemal complex
Molecular function (GO): protein binding; chromatin binding
Source: RefSeq, a predicted model, not a curated record